CUGCCCCGCCCCUGUCACUCCUCCUGGGGGCCUCGGGUCCUCGUCCUCCCCUCUGGGCUCCUCACGUCGGUCGUACAGGCGCCCCACUGUCCCCCGACCCCCCCAGCGCUCCCCUCGGCUCCAGAUGUCCCCCUUCGUGCCGCGUGUUCUCCCCUCAUCCGACGGUUCCUCGGCCCCCGGGACGCCCCAUUCUCCCUCCCUCUCCUAUCCCUCCCCCCCACCGUGUCCCCGUUCUCCUCUAACUCUGCGGACACCCCCCCAUUUUCCCACUUUUCCUUAUUUCCCUCCACAUUCUCCCCCUAUCUCCCUCCACUUGGCGAGGCCUGUGCAGCUAUUAGGCUCCACUGAAUACCUUCCCUGGGGACUCGGGGGACCCUCCGAACCCGUCGGCGCCCGGGGGACCCCGAACCUCACCCCCCGGACAGUGCCCGGGUGGACCUCCUGAAUCCCCGGCCGGGCAGUGCACCGUGGGACCCCGUCCCCGUCCCCUGGCCCUGCCAGUGGGGGACCCUGAGUCGCGCUCCCACUCGUGCUGGGGGGGAACCCCGUGCCCCAUCCCCCACCGGUGCCCGGGGGACCCCGAGCCCCGCCCGCCAGCGCCCUGCGCCCUCCCUCUGCCCGCAGCGCCGGCGCCCCCCAUGCGCCAGGCGGCCGGUCGGCGGCGUCGGGGGGCGCCAUGGCCUCGGCGGCGGCGGUGACGGCGGCGGCGGACGCGGAGGAGACCACCCGGCUGCGCAAGCCCCGCUUCUCCUUCGAGGAGAACCAGAUCCUGAUCCGCGAGGUGCGCGCCCACUACCCGCAGCUGUACGGCGCGCAGAGCCGUCGGGUGAGCGUGGCCGAGCGGCGGCGCGUGUGGGAAGGCAUCGCCGCCAAGAUCAACGGCAUCACCAGCUGGAAGCGCACGGGCCAGGAGGUGCAGAAGCGCUGGAACGACUUCAAGCGCCGCACCAAGGAGAAGCUGGCCCGUGUGCCGCACUCCACGCAGGGCGCGGGGGGCCCCGCUGCCACCGCCGAGGACGCUUUCUCCGCCGAGGAGGAGACCAUCUUUGCCAUCCUGGGGCCAGGGGUGACCGGGGCUGGGGCGGACGACCUCCCUGCCCCAGCCGCUCCCACCCCACGCUCAGGGUUGGAGGACCGCAGGGCAGAUACACCAGCUCACAGCAAGAGGGACUCCAACAGCCCAGAACCUGGGGUGCGACCCUCCUGCCAUGCCCAGGAAGGGGGCUGUGCCAGGUCCAAGGAGCGUGAGUCCCCACCCCCUCCGGCCCUGCAGACUGUCCAGCUGCCCCGCCUGGCCUUGUCGCCACCGCCCUCUGGCCCUCCAGCCCCACCCCUAUCACUGGCUCAAGCAGCUCCCUCCUCCCCCAGCCCUCCACCCCCUCCUGCUCGGCCCCCUAUGACUCCCUCAGCCCCGGAGCCCUCCCUGGACUUCCUGCGGGCUCAGCAGGAGACAGCCAACGCCAUCCGGGAGCUGGCCGGCACCCUUCGGCAGGGACUGGCCAAACUGAGCGAGGCCCUCAGUGCCCUGCUACCCCUUCUUCCGGGAACCCCAGUUGACCCACUGCCUGCACCCCUACCCCCACCUCCGAAGCCUGCCCCACCCCCGCCUGCCCCCAAAGUAGAAGUCACCCCAGAGCCUGUGUCCCUGGUGGCGACCGUGGUGGAUGGGCCUGCGGUGACAUCCAGGGGGGUGAUCAUCGCCCCUAGGAGCGAGGAAGGGGCACCUUGGCCACCCCCAGCUCCACUCCCACCCCAAGACUCACCCCCACACAAGAGGAGGAAAGGUUUCCCCACGCGGAAGAGGCGGGGCCGAUGGAAAUCUCCGUGAAAAUGCGUCUGCGCUUCUGCCUGCACCCCUCUCCCAGCUUGGCGCAGUCGAGGGGGGACGAUGCCCCGCCCCCAUCCCAGCUGCACCCUGGCCCCCUGCUCCGAGGGAGUGAGCACCCCACUCCCUGUGCUAGUUAGUGCCUGAUUCUCUGGGGAGGCCCCUUGAUGGGGCCCCCCCAGCCCCUUUCUCUCUGGUACAGUGCUGGCUGCUUCUCUUAUCCCCGACUUCAAAGCCAUCAAUUUCAUGUUAUUUAUUAUAGCGCCCAUUGCGGGGUGAGGAGGGGACCCCUCGGGUCUGCACACCCCCCUUUCCCUAAUAAUUCCUGUUCUUGACUUGAAGAGAAUGGACCCGAGGGGGGGGGGACCUCCCCACCUCCCAGCCUGCACUUCGGAGGGGAGUGGUAGCUGCUAGAUGAAAUCAGGUUAUGGGAGACGAAGGAGAUAAUAGCCUUGUGAGAGGGGGCAGGGUUCUGACUGGGGAGUACGGGUCCCAUUCUCUGCCUUCAGUUGCUGCCUCUGACCUCCGAAGCUCAGCCCUCUCCUCUCUCCUCAGUGGUGACAAGAUAUCAAUAAACUUAUUUUUCAUACAAUUACUUGAGACUCAGGCCUGGGAAUCCAGCCCUGACAGCUGCCACGCCCCUUCCCAGGACAGACCACGCCCCUUGGUGGUGGAAGCUGCUGAUUGGUUGGUUUUCAAGCCUUUAUUUUCCUUAUCUAUCAGUUUAGCCUGGCUUGGGGGUGGCACUUGCUUCUGAUCCCAGGGCUUGAGAUGUUGAGGUAGGAGAGUGGAGAGUUCGAGGCAGGCCUGGGUUGCAUAGCCCUCUCCUCACCCUCAC
Perognathus longimembris pacificus (Pacific pocket mouse) is the source of this 2663-nucleotide messenger RNA. RefSeq names its product Myb related transcription factor, partner of profilin (gene Mypop). Gene Ontology annotation, molecular function: RNA polymerase II cis-regulatory region sequence-specific DNA binding; DNA-binding transcription factor activity, RNA polymerase II-specific. Gene Ontology annotation, biological process: regulation of transcription by RNA polymerase II. The transcript is spliced from 2 exons. The record is from RefSeq and is a predicted model, not a curated record. Bases 677 to 1828 code for a protein of 383 amino acids. Lineage: Eukaryota; Metazoa; Chordata; Mammalia; Rodentia; Heteromyidae. Gene Ontology annotation, cellular component: nucleus.